AUGGAUACAUCCAUCCUAUUAAAAAACAACAGCAACAAUAACAAUAACAAUACUAAUGCUAGUGAUAAGAAAAGCUUCUAUGAAGGCUUUGAUGAGAUUACAGGCAGUAUCUUUAGUGACUUUGGUCGUUCAGACCCUUUUGUCAUUGAUGGUGAUGGUCUGAUCCUGGCAAUAGCCGUGCAUGGCAAAGGAAAGAGCAAACUCUUUGAUUGCAACUACCGCACCCAGUCACUCUUCUUCUUCCACUGCUUCGACUGGUAUCUCCACAACCUAUGGUCGCGCAAGACCCGCUUCACCGUCUUCUUCUGCAAAGACAAUGAACGAUUCUACAAGAAUCACAAUCUUUUGCUCAUAAGAAAGCAAUGUAUCCAACACUACUGUGGCAGUAGCUUCUCGCAUCCAGAUAUCAACUUCAAGUUGUUUGAGGGAGAUUGGAACACCGACCGGGAGGUCCUUAACAACAUCAUUGAGUACUUUACUCAGGGUCACUUCAUGUUCCUCAUGACUCUAAUGCCAUUGCAUUAUAUAGAUAACUACUAUGAUUCCAAGGCUUUAAAGGCCUUCAUCAGUGAGAGCACAGCAUACUUUAUGAACAUUGUUGAGCUUCAUACUCUGUCGUUCAGAGGCUCGCAUGCUCAUUCAUUCAUCUACACAUUCCGAGGAGGCUCGGAAGGUAGGGGACAGUUAAUCCAGUUCAAGUCAAAGACAAACAUUGCAUUCAAGAUGGAGCCAGAGUUCAUUGGACAUCUGGAAGCCAGCAAUGCAUACUCAAGACAGACACCAAGGGCCAGACUCCAUAUAGCCUCUGUCGCCAGGCUAUUGCAGAUCCGCAACGCGCCUGCCCAAAAAGAGGUUGCUAACCUCGACAAUGACAUGCUCUACGCAUUCUGUCUCUACCUCGCACUUAUGGAGGUAGUUCCACUGCGCGAGAGAACGUUUGACAUACCUCUCAGCAUCAACAAGGAAUCAAAGUACCAAGAGGACUACUUUGACAAGUUCAAGAAGGUAGCCGAGUCCAUCAACUGGGUCACCCACACCAACUUUGACGUCCUCCUGAGCAAUGAAGACCAGAACGACCUCAUUCUCAUGGAUAUGUUCGACCUCAAGUACCUACUAUUCAUUCAUCUACACGUUGCCAGUGGCACCCAAAUGGAGACUGCAGUGGACGAGUCCGUGGUCAAAGCUGCCAAGGACAUUUGGUCGAUAUUCACCCAGAUGCCAAGGCCCGCGGUGGCAAUGAGUGAGUUCCUUCAAGGCAGUGCAUCAGAUGAUCAAUCACGAUGGGCCAAGGAGGUGUUGAGCAACAUUGCCAACAACACUGCCGUCAACUCAAAGUUCACGGCCAAGCUUCAUCGUAUCCACAAUCCUUUCCUGGACCAAUUAAACAUGGAGGCUGUUGGCGAGUUUGUGACGGCCAACGAGGCCCUCCCGCCACGAGUGGACGAGAAUGACCAAGAGUUCUACGCCAUCACUCACUAUCACAACAAGGUGCUGCUGACACAUCCAGAUGCCUUCACCAUCAGCAUCAAGGAUGAGUUCAAAACAUCAUCAAAGUACUCAGAGAAGGGCAAACAAAAAAGUGCAUUGAAGUUCUUCAAGGCUGCUCAGACAUUAUAUGAUGUGAAUAAGAAGUUGAUCAUAACCAACCUGGAUGAUGACAAGAAGCAGCAGCAGAGCGAGGAGUCCAAGAAGAACUAUCAGGUGUACAAACAGGACAACUCCAAGAAUGUAAAGAUCAAGAAGAAGGAUUUGUCAACCGAGGUCAAGGAUGCAAAGGAGAAGAAGGAGCUGGACACAUUGAAGUACAACCUCAAGAGUGCCGACACCUUGAAGAAGUUGACCGACGCGCUGGGCGAUCCACAGCCUGGCAUAAAUUAUCUCAACUACGCCGCAAUCGGUCUGAAUAGGAUGAGCAAGUACUACAAGGCAUCCGACUCCAAGGCACUCUACCAACUGAUCCAACGCUUCCUACGUGACCUGGACGAGCCCUUUGAGCUUGUGGCCCGUGGCAAGGGCUCAGAAGAUCACAAGGACUUCCUCAUAUGUCUCCACAAGGCGUCCAAGUUGUUGGACAUCAAUGGUCUGAGCAACGCCCUCAACAUCAAGUUCAAGCUCGGCCUGGUCAUGCUGCCAGAGGAGGGCUCAAUCAAUCCAAUCGACUUCCAGCUAUCGACGGCACACGACACACUAAUCAGAAGUACCGAGCAGAUGAAGGAUGACCGAAUCAAACACUUUGCACCCGAUGAAUGGCAGCGACGUUUGCUCGACGUGGUCGACAACAAAGAGUCAGCCCUUAUCGUCGCACCAACCUCCAGUGGAAAGACAUUCAUCUCAUUCUACGCGUUCGAGAAGAUAUUGAAGCAAUGUAAUGAUGGUAUUGUGGUGUACGUGUCACCAACCAAGGCAUUGGUCAAUCAGAUGUACUCUGAGGUGCUUGGACGAUAUGAGAAGAACUAUGAGAACAUCGUUGGUUCACAUGCCGCCGCAAGAUAUCGCUUGGCUGGCGUGUUCACAAGGGACUUCCGCAUUGAUCACGAGAACUGCCAGGUCCUGAUCACCGUGCCCCAGUGUCUGGACCUUCUUCUGCUGUCCGUCACCAACUCUGAGUGGAUCCACCGUGUCAAAUAUGUAAUCUUUGAUGAGGUACAUCAAAUUGCCGGUGGCUUGCAGGGAGCGCUGUGGGAGCAGCUGCUCCUCAUGAACCCAGCGCCAUUCCUGGCCUUGUCCGCCACUGUUGCCAAUCCAGAUCAGUUCUACGAGUGGCUACAGCAUGUAGACCCCGACAAGAAGGUGCACUACAUCAACUACCAACACAGAUUCAAUGAUUUGAAGAUGUACCACUACACUCGCGAGGAAGAGGGGGAGGGACUCCGUAGGCCAAGAUACAUCAGACCCAUCCAUCCAAUGGACACUCUCAGUACCAAGACUUCGACGAACCUACUGCUUUUGCUGCCCGAGGAGGUGCUAUCGCUGUACAGACAACUGCAGGCCAAGUACAAGGGCAGGAACAAGGAGUUGAAUGAACUGGACCCAUACAAAUACUUUGCCAACGAGGUGGAGAAGGAGUACAACCUGCAGAAGUUGAAGGUCUACGAGUACCAGGCCGCCGUGAAAGGCUUUAUCGAGAAAGAGCGAAUCAUUGGCGGCGAGGACAUCGCCGACGCACUGUGCAAAUAUACAUCCAAGGAGUAUGAAGUGAUCCCGCGCUGGUCUAUCGAGUCCGAGCUUCCUGGGCUCAUUGAGGAUCUCAAGAAGAAGGACUUGCUUCCAGUCAUUGUGUUCCACUUCAGUCGUCACGGCUGCGAGAAGAUGGCCAAGAGAAUCUACCAGAGCGUUCAGGCGAAGCACAGUGACCCGGACAAAGACCGCAAGGUGUCCGAGCUGGAGUUCAAGAUCCAGGAGCUAAAGGACGAGAUCAAGAAGUCCAAGCCAGUCCAAGACGACCCCAUUUACAAGGACCUGCGCGAGCUGCAAGACAAGCUCAGCUACCUCACGACGAGAAAGGCAGAGUAUGGAACUGUCAUCAAGGACGACGUUGAUGAUGACAAGGACAGCAUCAACCCCCUCCAGAAGAGGAUGUUGCUCGAGGGCAUUGGCAUACAUCACAGCGGUCUGGGCAAAGCCUACGCGCAGAACGUCGAGGUGCUGUUCAGACGCAAGAAGAUCCAGGUCAUCAUUGCCACUGGUUCACUGGCACUCGGUGUCAACAUGCCCUGUCGCUCAGUGGUCAUCGCAGGCGACAGUCCAUACCUGAACACAUUGAUGUUCCGCCAACUGAGUGGAAGAGCUGGUCGUCGAGGAUUUGAGCCUCGUGGACAUGUCAUCUUCUUUGGUGUGUCACAGCCACGUGCCAACCAUCUGAUCAACUCGAAGCUCUCUGAUAUUGUAGGCAACAGUGUCCUGUCGACCAGCUUGACACUCAGGAUACUCAGUCGCCUGAAUCUUGUGGACAAGAUGAAAGACCAGGCGACCAAGAAGCAGGACUUGGCGUUGCUGUUGCACGCCACCAACAAGUUGAUCAACAACUCUUUCUUCCUGCGCGACAAUCCAGCACAGAAUCAAUUCAUGUUCCACUUCUCACUGGACUACUUACAUCGUCAAGGUUUCAUCGACAGAAAUGGACAAGGUGUUGGCUACGCUGGCAUCAUCUCCUAUCUUCACUACCUGGAGCCCUACAACUUCAUCCUGGCAUCACUCCUACGCGACAAUGUCUUUUCCCAGUACACCCAGGAGACCAAAGAGCAUGAAGAGACCAUCAUCAUCAUUCUUUCCUAUCUAUUUGAUCGUGUGGAGAUAUCACCAAGAAUGAAGAAGCUCUUCUCCAAGUACCUUAUGAAGAACAACAAUCUCUGCCCAUCCAUUGUCUACUUGCCAGAGCUACCAGCGAAUGCCAAGUCAUGCAUUGACAAGCAUAACAUGACCUCUGUCGAUACAUUCAAGGGAUACUUGUCAUGCUACCAGGAGCAUACAGUUGACAAGCACAACCUACUUCCCCUGCUCCCUGGCCACUCAUUUGACAAGGGAAUAGGAGGAGCCGAUGCCUCAACACCCACCUGGAGUGCCCACUGUCAACCAUACGUGGAGUCUUGCAUGGUUAGACGUGGAGUGGCUGCCAUCAAUGGCUCCAGCAACCUGGCAACAGUGUCGACGCUCACCAAGAACUUCCCAGUUGACACAUACUUUGAUCACUCACUGCUGCCAAUGUGUGAUUACAACGUAGAGUUGAAUAGCUAUCUGUUGGACUUCUACCGCCAUCAACAGCUCAAGACCUUAAAGAAGGCCAAUGACAUGCAGGAAGGAGACAUCUACAGCAAUGUCAAGGAUUUCAUUCUCGUCCUCAAGGUCAUAGGUGUCAUCUUGGAGCUCAACGAUCCAACUUCUCCCGUCACCAAGGCAUUCCUUCGUCUGUCCAGCAAGUUCAAUGACAAGUUCAAGUCUGUUGCCGCAUUUAACCAACGCUAA
Molecule: messenger RNA, 4962 nt
Organism: Acytostelium subglobosum LB1
Lineage: Eukaryota; Evosea; Eumycetozoa; Acytosteliales; Acytosteliaceae
Exons: 6
Coding region: 1-4962 (1653 amino acids)
Cellular component (GO): cytoplasm
Molecular function (GO): nucleic acid binding; ATP binding
Source: RefSeq, a predicted model, not a curated record